Messenger RNA from Polypterus senegalus (gray bichir), 3854 nucleotides. RefSeq names its product E3 ubiquitin-protein ligase ZFP91. The coding region runs from base 298 to 2142 and encodes 614 amino acids. Gene Ontology annotation, molecular function: transcription coregulator activity. The transcript is spliced from 12 exons. The record is from RefSeq and is a predicted model, not a curated record. Lineage: Eukaryota; Metazoa; Chordata; Cladistia; Polypteriformes; Polypteridae. Gene Ontology annotation, biological process: regulation of transcription by RNA polymerase II. Gene Ontology annotation, cellular component: nucleus.
UAUUAAAAAGCGCUGCUUUUUUUCUUAAAGGAGAAGCGACAUUAAGACAUACGGCCCGGUUCCGAUGCCUUCCGAUUCUGGAUUAUCCGAUCCUGUCCCUUUAAGUUUGAAGUUUUGUGAUUAAUGGAAUGCAUAAAUAGAAUUUACUAUCAAUAAACGUUUUUUUUCUGACAGAAGAAGAAUCGGGACGAGUGAGCUUGAGAGGUCCGUCCUGAGCUUCAGCUCCCCCCACCUCCCCGCCACCAGCACCAUCUACCAGCCCGCUCGGGUGCAGCUGGCAGCGCAAGGCGGGCGGCGAUGGAAUCGGAGCCGACCCGGCCCAACGGUGACAGCGGGGAGCCGGAGCCUCAGUCUAGCGAAGCAGAUGCCGAACAGACGCGGGCUGCACCCGUGGCGACAGCAGGUGACCUCAGUCCAACGGGCUCGGGAAGAGUGCUCCGGGGCCGAACAGUCACCGGAGCUACGGCAGCGGCCUUGGCGACUCUAGUGGUCCGGAACUCGGACGAGCACCCACCGUCAGCGCCACCAUCAAAACCUGGGCCUCGUUCUGGAAGAGUGCUGAGAGUAAGGACGAGUCGCGGAGGGACCGCAGCAGCUGCCAGGGAGAAGAGCCGGGGAACCGCCGGGUGCGGGCAAGCUGCAGAUGGAGCAGACGAGGGCUCUGCAGCUGCCCGUCGAAGGAAGGCGGAGUGCCCGCGUCGGAGAAGGAACCCCGCUGUUCGUGGAGAGAGCGUGGCUCAGGCGCCGGGUGACAGCGGCCUAACGACAACCUCUAAAGACAGAAAUGACAUCACCAAAAAAGAAAGCUCACCUGGAACAGCAUCUUGCACUCCAAGAUCACGUCCAGUGAGGUCUCGCCGUGGUGGUAGAAUGAAUGCUGCACAACAGAAGGACUCAACUGGAAACUCGAAAACAGCAGAGUCUCAGAUUGAUUCGGACCAGUUUAUUUGCAAAACUGAGCCUGACACGGAACAAAAAAGUUACUGGGCUGCCCCAGGGGAUCCUCCUUCCAAAGUCGGAUUAAGUGAGGAAGAUGAAGAUAUGGUCAUUAGUGAGGAAGAACCCCCUUUUCGAGAUGACCCCAAAGACCAGAACUAUAAGCCACAGGAUGAAAGGGACCCACCCAAACCUCGUAGGAGGGCUCAAAAGGGAAAAAAUGAUAAAGACAAGAAGCUUGAUAUCAAGACUGAGGUGGAUGUUAAGCAGGAGAAUGAAUUUGGAGAGGAGAUUGAGCCACCCAGAAAAAGAGGAAGAAGAAGGAAGGAUGAUAAAAGUCCCCGGCUACCAAAGAGGAGGAAGAAGCCUCCUAUCCAAUAUGUGCGCUGUGAGAUGGAAGGGUGUGGAACUGUGCUCGCUCAUCCUCGCUACUUGCAGCAUCAUAUUAAAUAUCAGCACUUGUUGAAGAAGAAAUACGUUUGUCCGCAUCCUUCAUGUGGCCGCCUCUUCCGACUUCAAAAGCAGCUUCUCCGGCAUGCCAAACACCAUACAGACCAACGGGAUUAUAUUUGUGAGUACUGUGCCCGAGCCUUCAAGAGUUCUCAUAAUCUGGCUGUACACCGAAUGAUUCACACUGGAGAAAAGCCCCUACAGUGUGAAAUCUGUGGUUUUACCUGCCGCCAGAAAGCAUCUUUGAACUGGCACAUGAAGAAACACGAUGCCGACACCUUUUACCAGUUCUCUUGCAAUAUCUGUGGAAAGAAAUUUGAGAAGAAAGACAGCGUAGUGGCGCACAAGGCCAAGAGCCACCCAGAAGUUCUGAUAGCAGAGGCUCUAGCUGCCAAUGCUGGGGCGCUGAUCACCAGCACAGACAUCCUGGGAUCAAACCAGGAAUCGCUGGCACACCCCCAAGAGGUAGUUAAUGCAGAGCACCCGGGUACAGAGAGCCUUCUGCUAACAUCGCCUUGCAUGAAUCAGAUGACCUGUGACCCCGACACCCUCGUCAUUGGUGCUGAAGAGCUGAGUAUCCCUCACCAAGCCAGGGCUGUUUGCGCCACGGCGGAUCGGCUAGUGAUCAGUCCACAGGUUUUGGCUUCGGAUACCCGGAUCCUGACCACCAGUACCGGAUUAAUCAUCAACGCUGAAGCACUCGGGGCAACAACAGAGGUCCUCAUUGAGAACUCGGAUCAUCAUAUCCUGCACUGAAAGGACGCAAUAUGGACACUGCAUUGAGAGAGAAGAGAGGGAAAGAGACAUUUGGGCAGACGGGAUGGCAUGGAGGCUUUAUUUAAAACUAUAUAGAAAAUGUCCAUUCAGUGCAGUGCCUGACCAUGAAUAUUGCACCACCUUGCAAUUUAUUUUGUUUUGUUCUUUAAUUCUUAACAUUUAACAUAAUAGGAUUUUUUUUAAUUUAUAAUAGCUAUUGCUACUCGCUUGUACAGUCAAUGUAAAAUAAAAAAAACUGCCUUUGCUGUAGGUCCACAAACAAUAAGAUUUCGUCUGGGUUUUGAAAAACUAAUGAAUUGCAAAUCCGACUCUCGUCUAUUAAAGAAAACACAAAAAACACGCAAAACAAAAAAAAAAACAAAGCUUCAGGGACUGCGUCUGAACGAAUCAAAUGGGCUGACAAACAAAACGUCUCUUCUCAGUUUUCCAUCAUUUUUGUUUGUUCACUUUUAUAAUUUUUUUUUGGAGGGUUGAUCUUAAAGGUUAAAAGAGUGAAGACACUGAGCCGGCAAAUCAAAAACAAUAUUUAAGGACUGCAACGGUGUAUUUGGUUGUCGCUGCUUUCCUGAUGUGAAGAGAAUGUGAAUUAGGAAACGUUGAUUACGAAGAAUGUGUAAAGAUUAAGCAAUUCCCCAGAUUGGGAGGUUUUGCUUGGUUAUUAACAAGAUCAUAAUUUUGGCACUACUUUUUUUUCUAUUACUGCUGUUUUUUUUUUUUUUUUUUGAUUAAGUAGGACCCGAGUCGCUGGCUGCAGGACCUGCCAUAAGUAUCUUAUUUGUUUUUUGAGCUGCAUAUUUCCAUAUCCCUUUUUCUUAAUAUCUGCAGUCCAAUACACAGAUGAAGAGGAUCAUUAAUUAACUUUAAUUUUGCAGACUCGCCUGUCUAAAUCUUUAAACAUGAGAAUAAAAUAUCUGUUUCUUGCUUUUAAUCAAAUCUUUUGAUUGUUCUCAUUUCAGAGAUUGGUGUUUUGAACCUCUGCAAUUUUGCGUUCACAGUCGAGGGGAUUCAUCCAAACCAUAACUGUGUAAUAUACCUUUUUACACUUUGUUAAGUCUUUAGCCUCUCAGGUGAAUUUUAUCAGUGAGCAAGUCGAGCGAGCGAGCGGCUCUUUGAAAUGAUAGCUGUUAUGUCCUUAAGGGAUCUCCAGGGGGCACUGCAGUCCAGAAAGUCUUCCUCACAAGUGCUUUGCCCAAAGGACAAUUUAAGCACAAGAAGGUACUCGACUAUGGAGAGAAAAAAAAAAAAAAAUCAGUUAUGGAAAAAACAGGUCAGUUAUGAAUACUUUCUUAUAAAUCAGGUCAGUCAUGCAAAUCUUAAACCUUACUGGUGGUCCUCUGGCAUUGAUAAAUUGAAAACUACUGGAUAAUUUAAAAGGGUGCAGUAUUCAUAGUCAGAUAAUGUUAACAAGAAGAAAGGCAGACAAGUUCACUUAUUCCUAAAUACUGUGUGUGGUGUGGAGGUGGUGGGAGGGGGGGCAUCCUUUUGUACUGUGUGCUCUGAUAUGAUGAAAAACAAGAGGGAGAAGUUUGGAGUGACUGCCUUUAUUGUUAUUUUUGCACUUGGGCCCCCAUUUCUUAAUGACUUUGUCAGAAACUACUUUUUUUUUUUUUUGGAACAAAUGUACACACAAAGAAAACCACACUGUACUGACAUGAAAAAAAUGGACAAAUGAAUAAAAUGAAAAACAAUUA